AUGGACGUAAAUUGGUAUUUGGCGAUAUUUUGUUUUGGUAUAGGAUUUGGAGGGUAUGUAUUGGUAUCAUCAUCAAAUUCUCAAGAUAUGGAAUAUGUGGUGAACAUAGGUGUGAUAAUGGAUUGUUCUAACACGUCACGUGAAAAUGGAUGUGAUGAACGAGCGGAAACUAUACAUGUUAACAACACGACAUUCACCUUCAACUUACUUAGGAUCCAUAUCGCCACGUCGGAGAUAUAUGACGUCACUCAAGCAAUUAAGCGUUCCUGUGAAAACGUUGACUUCUACCUGGUAUUAAGUAUUCCACCACCGAUGUCGCCAUCUUUAGGUAUCCUACAACGACUAGGCAUCCCGUAUAUGCGGAUGUGUGUCCUACUGACGUCAGAUAACCGACAAACCAUCUGCCUACCGAAAUAUGGAGGGAAUCUUUAUUUGCAAAAGAAUACCUUAUAUCUCAAGAGCGCAACAGAAACCAGCGAUCUAACACCGAGAGGUUGUUACGACAAAACGUGCGACGUCAGUCCAUACCAACCGAUCGAUGACAUGGCACAUGACUUAAAUGGAAGUGACGCUUAUUCAACCGACAAUUACUUGUCACCCAUUGUGACGUCAUUAGUGUCAGCAGAAAAGUGGGAACAUAUCCACAUAUUUUAUGAAGCUGUCUUUGAUAACGACAUAGGAUCCUUAUUUGAUGCCUUUUCAAAGAUCGGUCUAAUCGCAAGGAGUACUCAUAUGAGUGACAGAAUAUCGGAAGAGGAAUUCAUCCGCAUAUUUGACAAAUCUUCUGAAGUCGGGGAACAAGAACCUUUCCAAAUUGCCGUGUUGUGCAAAAACAUGUGUUCAAAAGUUUUGAAAGCGAUUGCUGUUUACGAUCUUCAGAAGAAGGGAUCAAAGGCGAUAUACUAUUUUACAGAAAUAUUAGUAGUAUCCAUGGCCUCAUCAGAUACAUUUUACCAGGAACUAAACGUUUCUACGUUUAAUAACAUAGCCGUUGUCACACUACCUUUGUGGGUGUCAAGUAAAAAUGAGCACAACAUAGACUGUACUGAAGGACAUUCUUCAAUAAUGCAGUACCUACACACAGCAUCAGAAGCAACGACUCUUAGGAACUCAAAUGAAAUGAUUACUCUUCCAAACAUUCUCCUGGACCAGAUGGAAAUGUACCAAGUGUCUCUGGCGUCGCUGUGGUUCCCGGUGGAGACUUUGAUAUGGGACAGAGAUGGUAGGAGCUUACGCCGUGUUGGGCUGAUUCACCUCACUGGAGAACGCAAAUUAUCUGGGUCAUUAUUUCCCAACAAGGAUUUCGGAUUUAAUGGCCGCCAGCUACUGGUGUCAUCAAUAGCGUUUUACCCGUUUGUCGAAAACGUCGGAAACGACUCCUAUGACGGUUUGUGUUUCGAUAUUCUACGACACUUAGCUGUGGACAUGAACUUCACUUAUAGACUGACUACAUCACCUGAUAAUGAGUGGGGAGUGAGAGGCGAUCAAGGUCAUUGGUCAGGACUUAUUGGACAACUGCAACGGAACGAGGUGGAUUUGGUCGUAACUGCAUUAACCGUUCUAAGUGUGCGCGAAAUUGUGAUGGACUUCACUCACCCAUUCUUUUACGACGCUACCAUCCUCCUGAUGACUAAAGAGGAUCCAAACAUAAAGAAGUGGCGUACCUACAUCGACCCGUUUCACUGGAUCCUUCUAGUAUCUAUCGGCGGGUGUUUGCUGGCUGUGUCCAUCUGUGCAUUCCUGUUUGACAGAAUAAGCCCAUAUCGUAUGAAAGUGGGACUGCAACCGUGGACUUAUUUAGAAGUUAUAUGGCACAUGUACGGCGCACUCAUUGGACGAGCCGGCGGAUGGUUGCAAGAGACACAUGUGGCAAGGAUCCUUGUAGGAAGUUGGUGGAUUUUCUGUGUGGUGCUCAUUGCAACGUACACUGGUAACCUAGUGGCCUUUCUCACUGUCACCAAGGAUCUCCUUCCUUUUCAAAGCGUAGAGGGAAUGAUCGAGCAGGAUGUUUACAAGUGGGGUGUGAUCGGGGGCGCGGUAUGGGUUACCAUGUUCCAGAUGUCGUCACUUCCUGCUUUUAAAGCGGUAUACGCGGGAAUGGUUCGUUUUAAUAAGACGGAUCCAGAUGUUAUUAUGGACCAGGACGUUCAUAUUGACAAGGUUCUGCGCGGGAACUACGUCCAUAUAGGGGACAAAAGUCAGAUACAGGUGAAGAUGGUCAACAGUUGCUCUCUGUUUACUGCAUCGGCAGAGGUUCUACCAGUACAGUACAGUUUCGGUCUACCAAAUGGAUCACCACUAACCGACCUCUUCAGCCAUAAAAUAAUGUCAAUGCACGAGAACGGCUUGAUCUCCUGGUGGAAACGAAGGCGUUGGCCGAAGAGAGAUUUUUGUCCCGAGAGUUUACAGACCUAUACUAAAGUUAUCUCCCUUGCUGACAUACAAAGCGCAUUCUAUCUGUUGGGAGUGGGAUUAGUUUUAGCAUUUCUGAGCAUUCUGCUGGAAGUAACAUUACAUAUGGUAAAGGUUUACAGGACGAAACAUGAAAGCAUUCAAGUGAAGCGUUAA
Messenger RNA from Ylistrum balloti, 2568 nucleotides. RefSeq names its product glutamate receptor ionotropic, kainate 4-like. The record is from RefSeq and is a predicted model, not a curated record. Lineage: Eukaryota; Metazoa; Mollusca; Bivalvia; Pectinida; Pectinidae. Gene Ontology annotation, cellular component: membrane. Gene Ontology annotation, molecular function: glutamate-gated receptor activity.